Clupea harengus (Atlantic herring) is the source of this 1801-nucleotide messenger RNA. It is a transcript of the gene ttc24, whose product is annotated as tetratricopeptide repeat protein 24. The annotation marks the transcript as partial. Gene Ontology annotation, molecular function: protein binding. The record is from RefSeq and is a predicted model, not a curated record. The transcript is spliced from 11 exons. NCBI's taxonomy places the organism in Eukaryota, Metazoa, Chordata, Actinopteri, Clupeiformes, Clupeidae.
GCUAGCCAGGUAUCCAAGCUAACUGAAACAUGACUGUGGUGGUGAAUAGUUUAGUUACGUAGGCAAUGUUGUAUAAAUGGGCAUAGUUUGAAAUUUUGUGAGGUAGCUAGAUGGAUUGUUGGUAAAACACCAGACCCAACUUAUGCCAACGGAACAUCCGUGAAUUUCUGUGCUCUGUGGAAAACGGCUUUCCCACCAUGCUCUCAUGUAGAAUCCUUGUGAUCUAUUCUCCAUGGCUUCUGGUGGCCCUUCACCCCGUGAGGGCCGCAAGAGAAAGAAGAAGAGCGAUGGUAGCUUGAGAGGUAAAAGUGGGAACGAUGAAUCACAGGUUCAGGCAGACAUUGAUACAUUAACAUCAUCUGGGCACAGUGCACUGAAACGAGGGGAUUGUGCUGAAGCCCUGAUCUGCUUCAAGAAGGCCUACAAAGCAGCAGUAGAGAUCAAGGAGACGAAAGUCCAUCGAGCAUGUGCCUUCAACCUGGGUGCUGCUUAUGUGGAGGCUGGCAAGCCCCAGAAGGGUCUAGAAUUCUUGCGAAAAGCCCAGCCAGGUGAGAGGAGGGAACGGGUGGCAGACCUCCAGUACAACCUGGGUGUGGCUCAUGAAGCCUUGGGGGACCAGGCCCAGGCGGCAGGACACUAUCUCCAGGCUGCUCAGCUCUAUCGCUCCCAGGGAGACGGGAGCAGCGAGGGGGACACCUGCAUGAAGCUGGCCCGCUGCCACCUCCGCAUGAAGGACUGUAGUCACGCAGCUCAGGUUUUCCAGAGGGCGGCAGAGAGCUACCGGGUGGCGGGCCGCCUCGACUCUGCAGCCGUGGCCCUGAAGGAGGCCACCACUCACAUGCUCCAGUGUGACAGUUUCUCAUCUGAGGACAUCAUCACCAUGCUGUCUGAGUGCCUGGAGCUCAGUGUGAGCAUCACAGACCAACACAUACUUGGUAAGCUGUACAAUGAGCUUGGCCUGAGUUUCUCUCAGCUGAAGCUGUUUGCAGAGGCAUCUGAGUGCUAUGAGCAGGCCCUGCCCUUAGUGCGGCCCAAACCACGCAGGCUCGCCGUGGUGCUCCAGAACCUGGGCGCGGUCCACAAUACCCUGGGUCAGUACCAACAGGCGCUGGACUUCCACAGAGAGGCAGCAGCCUUACACGGGUCCCAGGGUAGCCGGCGGGCACAGGGCCGGUGCUUCAGUAACUUGGGCUUUGCUCACAGUCAGAUAGGAGAGCUGGAGGAGGCCGGCGAGAGCUACCUUCACGCUCUGCAGGCCUUCAAAGACACAGAGGACCACAUGGGCCAGUGGCAGGCUUGUGAAGGGUUGGGGGAAAUUCGACUUCAGCUUCGAGACCCUGACAAAGCCACAGUUUAUUACAAACAAGCCCUAGGUGUGUUAUCCAAGUGUAAGGAUUCUGACGGCUCGGUGCAGGAGCGGCUUGUCAACAGACUGAGUGAGGCCCUGCAGCUCAGGCUCUCCUUACAACAGAGGGCCCCUGCUGCACGGCGAGCCAAUCAGGACCGCAAUUUCUACAGACAGCCUCGAAGAGUCCCAGACAUGAAUGGUGGUGAGCCUUAUCAGGGCCGUCCACUUAGGAAAAAUCAAUUAAACGACCACAAAGCAGAGAAUGGAUUUCUGGUAGGAGCCGCAGCCUCUUCUUCAGGGGCAGAUGGAGAACAGAGGCCUCAUGGAGAGACAGUGAUGCUGCACACACAGUCAAACUCAAAUCCUGGAGCACCCCACACACAGCAGCCAGACUAUUUGUCUAUGCUUCCAGAGGCCAACAGGCAAGGACACACUUGCGGACAUACACACACU